CGUUCAUCCUGAGCCAGGAUCAAACUCUCCAUGAGAUCCACAGAAGCUUGGAAGAAAGUUAGGAAUAAAUCAGUUAUCCUACCUUCAGAGAACUCGUUCUGAGGACUAGGUCUGAGAAAGAAAGGAAAUGGAAAAAGGAAAUGGAAAUUUUUUUUAUUCAUUCUAAAAUAGAGAAUAUAGAUUGCAGGAAAGAUUAAUUUAUGUAUUUCUUUGUAAUAUAUAAUUUAGGGGAACAGGAUCUAAGAAAACAAAGAUACGAACAUACG
Molecule: messenger RNA, 266 nt
Organism: Closterium sp. NIES-67
Lineage: Eukaryota; Viridiplantae; Streptophyta; Zygnematophyceae; Desmidiales; Closteriaceae
Source: the annotation of a GenBank genome assembly